UUUCCUUCUUCCCUUGAACUCAACCACAGAUUCCACAGACUUUCAAAGCCUGUGUACUCCCUACAGACUCAGUUACUGUGGCUGACCUCAGUAACUUCUCGAAAUAUUAAUUGUUAUAGACAACAAACAAUUGUUGAGAAUACACAUAGAGCAAACUCCUCCAGCUUCUAGACAUUCUACCAUAAUGGCUGCUCCAGCAACUAAGACCCUCCAUGACCUCAAUGGCACUUGGUCCCUGAACAAGACGCUUUCGGACGACGUUAGCCCGGCCCUCGAGCUCCAGGGCGUAGGCUGGCUGACGCGCAAGGCGAUCGGCCUGGCCUCUGUGACGCUGCACGUCAAGCAGUACGUAAGCGAGGACGGGAAGGAGCAUGUCGACAUCGAGCAGACGGCCACCGGCGGGCUCAAGGGCACGAGCGAGCACCGCGAGAUGGACGGCCAGCCGCGUGAGCAUAAGGACUGGCUGUUCGGGCGCGUGAGUGGCCGCAGCGAGUUCGUCACCGAGAUCCCUGGUGGCGACGCAUUUCUGCUGAGCAACUGGGAGGAGGGCACGUCCGAAUGGCUCCUCAACUCCGUCGACAGCCUCGACAAUGGGUGGACCGCGCGGCAGACGUGGGGAUUCCAGCAGGUCAAGGGCGAGAGGAGGUACGUGCGUAACGUGGUGGUCGAGAAGGGAGAGAAGAGGGCGGAGAUCCGAAUGGUCUAUGACUGGAUCGCCACGUAAGAGUGAGAACUGCAGCACAAGAGAGGGUGGUCUGGCAUGUGUGUACUCCCAGUAUGCCCAGGAAGAAUAGAGGGCACCUCUCUAUAGUUGCCUGUUCGGCUGGUCUAGAGAUUCUGUCGGGUGAUCAAUCACAGUCAAGGAUGCUCACAGAGCUCCGGGGGAGGCAUGACUCCUUGUCCUGAGAAUUCAUCAGAAGGGUACAGCUAUCAUAAAUUAUUUGUCGUCUAUCCUUCCAUAAUUAUAUUCUUUUAUUUGACCUAUU
This is a messenger RNA of Cryphonectria parasitica EP155, 986 nucleotides long. RefSeq lists its product as uncharacterized. NCBI's taxonomy places the organism in Eukaryota, Fungi, Ascomycota, Sordariomycetes, Diaporthales, Cryphonectriaceae. Bases 185 to 724 code for a protein of 179 amino acids. The transcript is spliced from 3 exons. The record is from RefSeq and is a predicted model, not a curated record.